Molecule: messenger RNA, 3254 nt
Organism: Gadus chalcogrammus (walleye pollock)
Lineage: Eukaryota; Metazoa; Chordata; Actinopteri; Gadiformes; Gadidae
Exons: 4
Coding region: 256-1152 (298 amino acids)
Source: RefSeq, a predicted model, not a curated record
UGAAGGAUGUCCUUCACCGAGCAGGCUUUAACAGAGAGGACAGCCCGCAAGAGAGUUGAUAGUUCUCUUUUUUAAAGAAAUGGUCUUUAGAAAUCUGUUUAAGUUAUUUUUAGUUAUCAGAUUGAGUCAUAAUAAUGGAAAUAUAGCUCAAAACAAUCUGAAAGGGGAUCAACAUUCUGACAACGGCUAGAUGACACACUUUGUAUCACAUCCCUGUCUUCUUCCGAAGUCCAGGAAGGGGUGUUGUGUCUCCCAAUGCUACAGAGUCUCCCCAUCUACCCCUCAGCGAAGGCCACCACAGUCCCCGUCCUAUGGGUCCCACUGCUGGUCAUCUAUGUCCUAGCUGACAAGCUCCACCGUUUUGUGGCAGGAAUUUUCAUCCCGCAGUAUCACUACCCGUAUGUGGUGGCUCUCUGCUUUGCCCAGGUGGUGCUCUCUCUCCUCGUGCUGAACCUCCUCCACCUCCUCAGGCUGGUCUCUCUGAAGAGGUGCUCCCGGGCCCUGGGCGGCGAGAGGCUGCUGGUGCCGGCCGUCUGUGGCGGCGCCCAGGCCGUGAUGGCGCUGUGGGCCCGGGCCAACAGCUCUGCGGACGGUGGCCUCUUCCCCCUCGCCGCGUGCCUGUUGCCGAUGGUUACCGCAGGCUGGAGCCACACCCUAAGGCUGGCCGCCCCGCCCUCGGCCUGCGUCACCGGGCUGGUCGGUGCGCUGAGUGGCGUGUCGCUGGUGGUCACAGGGUCCCAGGCCACGUUGUCGGGCACCCAUCCUCUGGAGUACCUCUACGCCCCUCUGAGCCUCAUCCUGCAGGGCCUCGCCCUGGCAUGGCUGGCCAAGGUCUCGGAGGCGCAGCGUCACCACCCCCACAACCAGCAGCAGGCCUCCUCCCUAGACCUGUACUACACCCAUCUGGUCCACCAGAGCUGGGUGCUGGGCCUGCUGUGGCUCCUCCACCCAGAUGGCCCUUGGUGGGCGCUGACAGAGGGCAGCUGGUGCUGCCUGCUCUUCCAUGGGUACCUGGUGGCCCUACUCCUGCUGGGGGCGGGGCUGCAAUGCGCCGUCUACCUGACUGCUCAGCGCUGGUCGCCGCUGGCUGCAGCGCUGCUCUCUACGGGGCCCGAGCUGACGGGACCGCUCCUGUCUUUCUAUCUGUACUAAGGGAGCCUGCGUUGUAUCGGCAAGGACUGUAUGCAUGCGGCCUGCGGGGUAUUCAUUUUGUUUGUAAGUUGCAUUACAAGUGAUUUAUAAAUAGGCAUGCAAAAGCCGAGUUAGAGGAUAUUAGCAAAUAAACGCUCAUAAUGCAAUUUAUAAAAAUAUGCAAAGAAAAUAACUGCAUGUUUCAGCCGUUUACAAGUACACACUGGUACUAAUCAUAACUAGCUCCACCUAAUUUUGGCAGAGUACACUGUGCAAUUCUGAUUAUGCAACUAGUGUUUUGCUGCCAAACCCAUCAUUCAGGAACACGAUCAAUGGUUCAUGUGCAAAAAUUAAAAACGAAUGGAUCAAAAAAAAAACCUAGGCAAUGUAUAACUUAUAUUGAGUAAAAUAACCUAGCCCAUCUAGUGUCCUUUGGAACCACUGCUCUGAUGAACAAUUAAUGCUUUACCACUUGGAGUGGAGGAGUGGAGAAUCGGUAAUACUAAUGUUCAACUAGUUGAGGACUUGGAAUGUGAAGUUAUAUGCUUUAAAAGUAUUGUUAGGAGUCUGUCUAGAAAAUGACUGAAAGCUAGUUAGUUAACUAUACAAAAAAAGGCUGUAAAGUAUUUAUAAAAGUCAUUUUAUUUGGCCUACGAGAGUGUCAUUUAAGUGCUCUGUAAAAAAAACUAACAUUAAAUGCCAAACAGUUUUACAAGAUGGUAUCAACAUUUUUCACAACUUCGAAAACGUUUACGGUCUUCCAUAAGUGAGAACACUACGAAAAAUGUUAAACACCUCCAGGGCGACGCCUAGGGCUACAAGGAAAAGCCUGUGAAAUUUAAGGAAAAGGCAAAACCGUAUCAAAAGGGGGACUUCAGCUGAAGAGCGAGUUACAUUCAACAGGGCCUGCUCUCUUAGGAAGGGUCGUUGUUCUGGGGCAGUUGGAAGCCCAGGCUCUGCAGCAGGUUAGAGGCAGGGCCAGCCAGGCCUGCCUGGGAGCUCAGGGACUCCAGGAGGUUAGUGACCAGGUUGAGGUCCACGUCCAGGGGCUGGAUCUCCUCAUCCUCCUCCUCCUGCUCUGGAUCUGCUGGAUCUGCUGCCUCUUCUCCCUGUGAGCGAGCAUCUCCUCUAGGGGGGAGCUUGGAGCCGCUGGCCGGACGCUCCUUGUCACGAUUCUGCAGGAAGGAGAGCAGCGGUUCAAGAGCGGGGUAACAUUUGUCCUAAUGAUGUUCUGGGUUGAUCUUAACAGCCCUGUUUUUAUUUGGAAUUCCGAUUUUAUUGGCUUGUUCGGUUCAAGAAAGGGUUCCUCUUAUGUAUGAGAUAAAGCAAGAGUACUGAACCAUACGAAAGAGAGAAUAACCCAUUUCUUUCUAUGUUGAUGAUAAUGCGUAUUAUGGAAGAGGUGAUGAUAUCAUUACCUUCUGAUUGAAACUCUUUCCAAUGUGUGUGUCCAUCAACUCAUGGUCCAUUUGGUCCAUGUAUUUACGAAGAUUGUCUAGAGUUUCCGUUUCUUUUUCCCCUUGGGAACCAAAGAAUACUUUCACGUCUUCGCUCUUCUCAUCAUCUUCAUCAUCGUCGUCAUCGUCGUCCUCAUCAUCAUCGUCAUCCUCCAGAUCAUCAGAGUCCAAUCCUUCAUCGGUCCUUCCUUCAUAAAUAAAUAAAUCAUAUAAAAUAGAACUAGAGGAAACAGAAGGAAAUUGUGCCCCAAGUCUCUGGAGCAGAAUAUUACUGCUAUACUGCUGUGCACACUAGUACAUACCUAGUAACUUGUCCAUCGCGCUGGCCAUGGAUACUGGAUCAAAACUAAAAGGAUCAUUUGAAUGGGCCCUGGUGUUCAAUAAAGACAAAAAAAACAAGCAAAAAAUAUUUGACUAAAUAACUUCAAAGAGGAGGUUAGUCGUCUAUUUAUAUCAAGCAGCUUUAUCCCGUUAUAACCUAUUAGGAGGUAACAUAACACUGCUAAAAGGAAGCAAUAUGACUAAUUACUUCUAGUAUUUAGCCAUUCUUUAUCCAAAGCGACUUACAGUGAUUGUGGACAUCUAGAGAAAUAUGUCAUUAAGGAGCAGGUAGGGGCUUGGAAGCCGGGGAACCAGAUGAAUCUCGCAACCUAUUGUAAUAUUUAC